Messenger RNA from Galeopterus variegatus (Sunda flying lemur), 1564 nucleotides. RefSeq names its product annexin A3 (gene ANXA3). Lineage: Eukaryota; Metazoa; Chordata; Mammalia; Dermoptera; Cynocephalidae. Bases 108 to 1052 code for a protein of 314 amino acids. The transcript has 14 exons. Gene Ontology annotation, cellular component: cytoplasm. The record is from RefSeq and is a predicted model, not a curated record. Gene Ontology annotation, molecular function: phospholipase inhibitor activity; calcium-dependent phospholipid binding; calcium ion binding.
CCAGGGCCCGGGACGCGCACCUUCGUCCGCGGUUCUCCCGCACAGCGGCGACUGCGAUCGCGCUGCAGGGUUAGUGCAACCUCAACUUCAGGCAAAGGUGGGAUAUCAUGGCAUCUGUCUGGGUUGGACACCGAGGGACAAUGAGAGACUAUCCAGGCUUUAGCCCAUCAGUGGAUGCUGAAGCUAUUCGUAAGGCAAUCAGAGGAAUUGGAACCGACGAGAAAACGCUCAUCAGCAUUCUGACUGAGAGGUCAAACACACAGCGGCAGCUGAUUGUGAAGGAGUAUCAAGCAGCAUAUGGAAAGGAGCUGAAAGAUGACUUGAAGGGUGAUCUCUCUGGACAGCAGCUCAAGAUCGAGCUGUCUUGUCUUCAUUCCAGUCAACUGAAAAGCGGCACUGGAACAAAUGAAGAUGCCUUGAUUGAAAUCUUAACCACCAGAACAAGCAGGCAAAUGAAGGAGAUCUCUCAAGCCUAUUACACAGUAUAUAAGAAGAGUCUUGGAGAUGACAUUAGUUCUGAAACGUCUGGUGACUUCCGGAAAGCUCUGUUGACUUUGGCAGAUGGCAGAAGAGAUGAAAGUCUGAAAGUGGAUGAGCAUCUGGCCAAAAAGGAUGCCCAGAUUCUCUACAAUGCUGGUGAGAACAGGUGGGGCACGGACGAAGAUAAAUUCACUGAGAUCCUGUGCUUAAGGAGCUUCCCUCAACUGAAACUAACAUUUGAUGAGUACAGGAAUUUCAGCCAGAAGGACAUUGAGGACAGCAUAAAAGGAGAAUUAUCUGGACAUUUUGAAGAUUUACUGCUGGCCAUAGUUUAUUGCACGAGGAACACGCCUGCCUUUUUAGCUAAAAGACUACAUCAGGCUUUGAAGGGUGCUGGAACUGAUGAGUUUACUCUGAACCGAAUAAUGGUUUCCAGAUCAGAAAUUGACCUGUUGGAUAUUCGAGCCGAGUUCAAGAAGAAUUACGGCUAUUCCCUAUAUUCAGCAAUUAAAUCAGAUACCUCUGGAGACUAUGAAAUCACCCUCUUAAAGAUCUGUGGAGGAGAUGACUGAGUGAAGAUGAUCUCCAAAAGUCACCUGCUCCCAUGACGAGCUCUUCCCAAGGCUCCGCUCAUUUCUUUCCCACAAUAUUUAAAAGUGUAAGCAAGUGUAAACAGCAACCUGUUUUCCUCAUAGAAAUUUUUAUUGUCCCAUAACAACAAUAACAACAAAAGUGAUUAUUUUAGAGCACCUCAUUUAUAAUGUAGUAGUUUAUAAAUGAAAUUUAAAAUGGUAUUAAGGAUCUUGUAACACUAUCCAAAUUACACUCAUAUUUCUGCUUAGAAAGUCAGAAUCUGCAUAGUUCUAACCCAUUAAAUAUAAAGCAGGGUAAUAAAAAUUGCUGCCUUUGUUAAAGAUAAUUUGUCUGUUUUUAGAGUCUACCAGCAUUGGGCUGGUGCUAACAACUAAUGUUAUUUCAAAACACAUUUUUGUUAUGAAAGCUGUCAUUGCUUCCAUUUAUCUGUCACCUUGUUAAUCAUGCUCUUCUUUAAAAAAGGAAUAAAAUGAUGAUGUAUGUGACCCUG